Ipomoea triloba (trilobed morning glory) is the source of this 774-nucleotide messenger RNA. Its product is annotated as 17.6 kDa class I heat shock protein 3-like. Lineage: Eukaryota; Viridiplantae; Streptophyta; Magnoliopsida; Solanales; Convolvulaceae. The coding region runs from base 157 to 639 and encodes 160 amino acids. The record is from RefSeq and is a predicted model, not a curated record. The transcript has a single exon. Gene Ontology annotation, biological process: response to salt stress; response to heat; response to hydrogen peroxide.
AAAAAUAAAAAAAUCUUCUCUCAUAUAUAAACACCGAUUAUAUAUGCUCCUCAUUUUCGCAUCGAAAGUGAACAAGUUCAAAUUAAGCAUUCCUCAGCUCGUCAUACUCUCAGUCAGCUAUAACCAGAAGAAUUCUCAGCUCAUUCAUUCAAGAAAAUGUCUUUGAUUCCAAGCAUCUUUGGAACUCGCCGGAGCAACAUCUUCGAUCCCUUCUCUCUAGACCUGUGGGAUCCUUACCAAGGGUUCCCGUUUUCAAGCGCCGUCGCAAAUGCCCCCGGCGCCUCGGCGGGGGAUGCAUCGGCCUUCGCCAACGCGCGUAUUGACUGGAAGGAGACGCCGGAGGCUCACAUAUUCAAAGCAGAUCUGCCGGGGCUGAAGAAGGAGGAGGUGAAGGUGGAAGUUGAAGAAGGGAGAGUUUUGCAGAUCAGCGGAGAGAGGAGCAGAGAGCAGGAGGAGAAGAACGACAAAUGGCACCGUGUGGAGCGGAGCAGCGGUAAGUUCCUAAGGAGAUUCCGGCUGCCGGAGAAUGCGAAGAUGGAUGAGGUGAAAGCUUCUAUGGAGAAUGGAGUGCUCACUGUUACUGUUCCCAAAGUGGAAGUUAAAAAACCUGAAAUCAAAGCCAUCGACAUCUCUGCUUAAAUGUAUGAUUUUGUGAGUAUCAAAUUUUGAAUAAGUGCUGAACAAAUGCUGUGUACUAAGAAAAUGAGUGCUUAAAAUGUUGUAAUUUUUCUUGUCCAGAAAAAAUAAACGGUAAAUCUGCUUAUCUCUAAACAA